AUAUGAUGUAUUAACAUAAUUAAUUACCUCUUAGUUUUACUAAUCACAAUUUACACACCUUAUAAAUGGGAGUUUUGUGACCUUUCUCCAAGUUUGGGUGAUGGAGUUAAUCAAAACUGAGAGAUGAGAUACAUGAACGAGAGAACAGAGAUGGGAAGAAGAAGAGGGAAAGAAUCAAAAUCAUACACACUUCCUUCAUCACCUUCUCACUCAUUCUCCUCUUCUUCGUCUUCAGAUUUCGAAUUCACAAUCUCAAUCUCACCGCGCAAAUCCUCCACCGCACUCUGCCCCGCCGAUGAACUCUUCUACAAGGGUCAACUCCUCCCUCUCCACCUCUCCCAGCGCAUCUCCAUGGUCCGCACGCUCCUCCUCUCCUCCGCCAGCACCUCCUCCACCUCCACUGCCGCACGCGACUCUACCGGCAGCAGCUCCAACGACUCUCACUCCUCCUUCACCAGCGACCUUGCACUUUUUCCCGACUGCGACUCUUCUCGUCCUAGCUCCGUAACAGAGGAAGAUGAGUUCAAGCGCCUCAAUAACAGUACCGGUAACAGUAACAACAGCAACAACCACCCCUGUUCCAUCUCCAAGAAGUCUCAUAAGUUCUUUUUCUCCAGAUUCUCCUCCGUUUUCCGCAAGGAAAACAACCUACAAGCCAAAACCCGUGACCUAGACAGUGCCUCUGCUAACUCCUCGGUGAAGCGGAUGAGCGUCACCGCCAGGGAGGUUAUCAGGAAGUAUUUUAAGAAGGUCAAGCCUCUCUACGAGAAGCUCUCCCAGAAACAGCAGAGGUCCGGGCAGUUAAACACGGCGGAGGGUGCAAGUGCAGUAACAACGACUUCUGUUUUUUCUCUUUUAACUAAGACCGAGAGAUCUACCAAACUCUCGGAAGGUACCAAGACAGGGAGAAAAGAGAGUGUGAGUGCUCUUUCUCAUUCUUUCUCGGGAAAUCUCAGAUAUCCUAGAAGAAGAAGCUGUGUUUCUAGUUGUCCUUCUUCCAUGAGAUCAUCGCCCAAUCACUCCGGUGUUCUUUCUCAACGAGGUGCUGCUGCUGCUGCUAUGUACUGUGGAGACACUUCUUCUAUGGAAGAGUUGCAGAGCGCGAUCCAAGGAGCCAUAGCCCAUUGCAAGAACUCUUUGAUUCAGAGCAAAACGAUGGUCAGUAACGAAAUCUAAAUCUAAAUCUAAAUCUAAUCUAAUAAAGUCAAGUCAAAUCCAUGCAGUUUCUUUCUUCCCAGCUCUUUCCAUUCCGUUGUCAAUGUUCAAAAUCCAUGUUCCAUCAGAUGAAUUAAUUAACCACAAGGUUUGGUCAAUAAUCAGAAAAUAUUUUCUUUUACCUUGAACUAUUUACUUGCGGUGGGGUGAAGUUAGAAAUUUGCAAUGUGACUAUAUUUUAAGAGUUCCAUUUAAAUUUGGCAACAAAGAUGAACAUGGAAAAGGGAACAAGUUAUUAUUUGACUGCCAUUGUAGCCUUGGAAAUUUGAAAAGUUAUGGUCUGUAUAAUUUAUUGCAUAACAGUGACUUGGCUCUAGUUGUAGUAAUUGCUCUGCAAAGCUAAAUUGGCACCAUGUGGCUUGGAGUUUUAUUGAGAUGAGAUUCCAUUUGUAACGUUACCUGAGCUAGCUACCUUCACAAAAUAAUUUUCGAUUACCUAGCAUCAUCAUCAUAAUAAUAAUUUCAUAUUUCUAUCCCGAAA
This is a messenger RNA of Vigna umbellata (rice bean), 1696 nucleotides long. RefSeq names its product membrane-associated kinase regulator (gene MAKR1). Gene Ontology annotation, molecular function: kinase inhibitor activity. Gene Ontology annotation, cellular component: plasma membrane. Lineage: Eukaryota; Viridiplantae; Streptophyta; Magnoliopsida; Fabales; Fabaceae. The record is from RefSeq and is a predicted model, not a curated record.